AUGCCCACCAUGUGGCUAUCAGACUCACAAAAAAUCGGAGUCGCCUUUUGCUCUGGGGGCGGGUUCUUCCUCAUAGGCGGCGUCCUCCUCUUCUUCGACCGCGCCAUGUUAGCAAUGGGCAACAUCCUCUUCCUCAUCGGCCUGGCGAUCAUCAUCGGGCCGGCCAAGACGGCGGUCUUCUUCGCGCGGCGGCAGAAGCUCAAGGGCAGCGCGGCCUUCUUCGGCGGGCUGGCGCUGAUCCUGCUGCGCUGGCCCUUCGUCGGCUUCCUGGUCGAGCUGUACGGCAUCCUGGUGCUCUUCGGCGACUUCCUCGGCACCAUCGCCGCCUUCGCCCGCAACCUGCCCGUCGUCGGGCCGUACAUCGGCCUGGCCGUCGACCGCGCCGGCCUCGGCGCCAGGCGGAACGCCGAGUUGCCUGUUUGA
Molecule: messenger RNA, 423 nt
Organism: Thermothielavioides terrestris NRRL 8126
Lineage: Eukaryota; Fungi; Ascomycota; Sordariomycetes; Sordariales; Chaetomiaceae
Exons: 4
Coding region: 1-423 (140 amino acids)
Biological process (GO): retrograde transport, endosome to Golgi; endoplasmic reticulum to Golgi vesicle-mediated transport
Cellular component (GO): endoplasmic reticulum; Golgi membrane; COPII-coated ER to Golgi transport vesicle
Source: RefSeq, a predicted model, not a curated record